Oncorhynchus gorbuscha (pink salmon) is the source of this 2512-nucleotide messenger RNA. RefSeq names its product zinc finger protein 704-like. Gene Ontology annotation, molecular function: DNA-binding transcription factor activity; RNA polymerase II cis-regulatory region sequence-specific DNA binding. Gene Ontology annotation, cellular component: nucleus. Lineage: Eukaryota; Metazoa; Chordata; Actinopteri; Salmoniformes; Salmonidae. The coding region runs from base 167 to 1774 and encodes 535 amino acids. The record is from RefSeq and is a predicted model, not a curated record. The transcript has 9 exons. Gene Ontology annotation, biological process: regulation of transcription by RNA polymerase II.
GUGGAGGCGUGGUAUUUUAUUUUACUAAAUAACUAAACAAUCUUUAACUAUACCGUAGAACAGCGGUAACAGACGGAGAUCGAUUCCAGACAAUCCCGAUAAAUGUCUUUUAUUACAUAUAUCUGCACUAAAAUCUAUAGAAAGCGGGUCAUCUUUCUCUAGUCCAAUGAUGAAUUCUAAACGUCUGCUUGACAUGUCCGCUGUUGGAAUACGUCUCGGGGGCGCUUCGAAACAAGCCGGUAUUGAUCAGCAUGCAGAGGGGUCCAAGGGACGCAAAAUUACUGUCGCCGCCACUGCGGACAGCGGUGUCAUUCUGGCGUGCAAGAAUGGUCCCGCAACGGGAGCAGUUUUCUACAAAUUCGUGUUGGAUGAUGGAUCUUUAAGAGAAUGUACAAGACAGGACACCGUCCUCAAUGCGAAUGACCUGUCAUCAGGGAGAGAAAAAUUCCACCUGAAUACAGCAGGUUGUGGUGGGGAGGCAGAUGAAAGAAACAGUGGUCUGACUGGGAUCCUUACUAACGGCAGUCCCACACACUCCCUGAUCCGGAAAGGGCAGAAGGCGGACAAACACAUGCACUCGGAGGCGAGGGACCCGCUGGUGCCCAGCGGUUGCCAGGCAACAAAUGGACAGCAAGUUCCACCUGAGGAGAGAUACCCUCAUCCCUCCUCCCAAAUACCUGUCCCCCGACGCAGGAAACCUUCAGGUCUUGCUGAUAAGGAGGUGAUGGCUGCUACCGUCCUGACAUCACUGUCCACCUCUCCUCUGGUCCACACCCAUACCCAGACAGCCUCAGCUGCAGUUCCGGAGCCAGUCAGCAGAGGGUGGAAGGAGGUGCUGUCAACUAGCUACAGCAGCUCUACCAGUGGCAACUGGAGCUGGGACACCAGCGACCAAUCGGUGCCCUCCACACCGUCCCCGCCUCUCUCCAACGACACCAGCAAGAGCUUCUUGCUCUCCUCCCAGAGUGAUAAUGUCAUCGACGACGUCAAAGAGAGCACGCACUUCUUGUUUGAGGACCCCAUACCCCGGAAGCGAAAGAACUCCGUGAAGGUGAUGCUCAAGUGCUUGUGGAAGAACUGUGAAAAGGUCCUCAGCACCUCUUCAGGGAUCCAGCGACACAUCCGCACCGUCCACCUGGGGCGGAACUGUGACUCGGACUACAGUGACGGGGAGGAGGACUUCUACUACUCAGAGAUCGAGGUCAACAUGGACAGCCUAUCAGAGGGCUUGUCCAGCCUCACGCCCACCUCCCCCACCACUACUGGCCCUCCCCCCAUCUUCCCCCCUUUCUCCCACGCCGCCUUUGUUCCCCGCUCUGAGCCCGCCCACAUCGUCAUGAGGGGACCGCAGGGUCAUGCCCCCAGUCUGCUCAGCCAAUCGGCUCCCUCCACGCUCUGCCAUAUCCGCACUGACCACGCCUACCAGGCCACUGCUCCUGUGAGUAUUCCUGUGUGUUCGGAGCAGGCUGAUGGGAAUAGGGAUGGGAUCAGUGUGUCCUGGCAGUCCCCUCCUGUCAUUUUUAAAGGCUUAACGGGGCCGUUGACUCACAUCCGCACGGUGAGCUUUGGGGAGAAGAGACAGCCAGCCCCUCACACACACACCACCAUCUGCAAGACACCUCCCUUUACUGCCCCCCUGCCCAAACCAGCACCAGGAAUCAGGAAACCCCGCGGAGAGGCCAAAAAGUGCCGGAAAGUGUAUGGCAUGGAGAAGAGGGACAUGUGGUGCACAGCCUGCCGCUGGAAAAAAGCCUGUCAGCGAUUCACUGACUGAACCCCAGUACAUCACUGGGAUGGACUCUUCCUCUGCCAGCGCAUCAAUGAGGUGUCAUCUUCCACUGAGGAGAUGUGGGGGUUUCUCCGUGAUGAAGCCCCUCAGAGCACGCACUGCUUCCUCCUGACCAGCAGGGGGCUCUCUGCUCGCUUCUCCUAGUCCUCAGACAGUUGAAUUCACAAAACACAACAACUAACUGAUGAAAAAGGCAAAAAAGAAAAAUGAAUUUGGCUUUGGAAGAAUUGUUUUUCUUUCUAAUGAUGAGACUUUUUUAGGUAAUCAAAAUGAUUUGAUUUGUUUUGUAUUUUCUAAUUUUGUCUGCCUUCACUGUAGGGGGAGUGGUUGAAGACUUCAGAUAAGAUUUUUGCUAUUGUGUACGUAUAGUUUUUUACCGGUCCGAGUAUCUACUCUGUUUGGGGUCAUAAGAUCCUGAUACCGCUCCCUUGUCAGCCUCUUUCAAUGCAUCUCUGUUCAUGUUUUAUAUCUAAAAUCUCACUUCGGGGCUUUUAUUCCAAUGGAUCGUUUUUCAAAUUUCAACUGUCACUCUUUUGAAAAGGGCAGCAAGUCUACCAAAGGAAAAACAAAUCAGAAUAUCGCUGAGAAUUUAGAUGCUGCUUGUUAAGAUGCUUGUUCAUAUCCAAGUGUUAUGGAAUAACACAUCACAUGCUCUUAUAGGAAUUCAACUCGGAAACCCUAAUCAUGUUGUUUGGGAAGUAAAUCAUCCGUAGCUACUCAUCA